AUAUUCCUGGUAUUCCCUGUAAUCCAGUUGGAGAGAUCCAUCCAGGAGAACCUGCGUUCUCGGAUGGACGAGAUGAAGAGGAACGCUGUUCACACCCAGACGGCGGCCAUGUUGGAGAUCGGGACCAACCUCCUCAGCAAAUCAGCUGAGCAGACACGCAAACUGACAGAUGUGGAGACCAAGGUGUUGAACCAGACCAGCAGAAUGGAGAUCCAGCUGUUAGAGUAUUCUCUGUUCACUAACCGUCUGGAGAAACACGUCCUGCAGCAGAAUCAGGAGAUCUCACGACUCAACGAUAAAAGCAGUUUGCUAGAGCAGAGGUUCUCAGUUUUAGAGGCCAGGCACGUUAAGGAGCUCCAGGGUCUUCAGAGGGAGAGACAGCAGCUGCAGGACAUGCUGGAGAGACAGAGGCGCCUGGUCACCCAGCUACAGGGAGAGCUGGGGACCUCCACACACAACAGCACACUACUGCAGAAACAGCAGGCUAUACUGACUGACACAGUGCAGCAGCUGCUAGCCAUGGUCACCCACUGCAAUGAUAUACCCACUACACCCAAGGAGGAGCCAGUGAUCUUCAGAAACUGUGCUGAAAUCUUCAGAUCUGGGCUCACAGAGAAUGGUGUCCACAGCAUACGACCCCCCAACUCUACCCGCACAGUUAAGGUGUUCUGUGAUAUGAAGACGAGAGGUGGGGGCUGGACCGUGCUGCAGCAUCGUAGAGACGGAGCUGUGGAUUUCCACCGUGGAUGGAAGGAUUACAAGAUGGGUUUUGGGGAUCCCUCGGGAGAGUACUGGGCAGGAAAUGACCUCAUCCACCUGCUGACCAGCUCCCAAGAGUACAGUCUCCAGGUGCAGCUGAAGGAUGCUGAGGGGAACGAAGCUUACUCCCACUACAGUCACUUCUAUAUAGACGCAGAGAACAAAAACUACAGUCUCCAUGCCCAGGGAUUCAGUGGUAGUGCUGGCCGCACCAGUAGUCUGACCCACCCUGGGACCCAGUUCAGCACCAAGGACCGAGACAACGACCGCUGCUCCUGCAAGUGCGCCCAGAUGGCUUCUGGAGGUUGGUGGUUUGAGGCGUGUGGUCCCUCCAACCUGAACGGUAUCUACUACGCUGGCGUCUCCAACGUGGUCCGCUACAACGGUAUCAAGUGGUACUACUGGAAGGGACCGAGCCUCAUGACUACCGUGACUACCAUGAUGGUUCGACCCGCAGGCUUCUGAGGCAUAACGCCGGCGAUCGCCGAUGACGUCAGCGGGAAGCGACUGAUGACAUCACCAUGACUGACUAAAAUGACUGACUGAUGAGCGAUUCUGGAAUAAUGACGUUUGACAGAAAUACGGAAUAUGAUAUUUGAGUGGAGAUUUUUAGACGUUUUUUUUCUGAAAUGUUUUCCGUUUUAGAAAUGUUUCCCGCUGAAAUGGCGCAGUGGCUUACACCGUAAAUGUGUGUUUUAUAAUGUGAUUGUACAUAUAUUGUGGAUGCAUAACGGUAUUGUCACGCCCUGACUUUAGUUAUAUUUGCUUUCUUUAUUAUUUGGUUAGGUCAGGGUGUGACAAGGGUGGUUUGUCUAGGUUUCCCUUGUCUAGGGUUUUUUGGUCAUCUAUGUGGAUUUUGUAUUGUCUAGGGGUUUGUAGGUUUAUGGUGGCCUGAGUGGGUUCCCAAUCAGAAACAGCUAUUUAUCGUUGUCUCUGAUUGGGGAGCCUAUUUAUGUUGCCAUUUUCCGUGUUGGUUUGGUGGGUAGUUGUGCAUGUUUAGUUGCCUGUGAGCACUACGUUGGCGUCACGUGUCGGUUGUUUAUUGUUUUGUUGGCGACAUCGUUAAAUAAACAAGUACGUACGCUCAAAA
This is a messenger RNA of Salvelinus fontinalis (brook trout), 1849 nucleotides long. RefSeq names its product angiopoietin-2-like. Gene Ontology annotation, molecular function: receptor tyrosine kinase binding. The record is from RefSeq and is a predicted model, not a curated record. Gene Ontology annotation, biological process: Tie signaling pathway. Bases 64 to 1224 code for a protein of 386 amino acids. Lineage: Eukaryota; Metazoa; Chordata; Actinopteri; Salmoniformes; Salmonidae. The transcript has 9 exons.